Postia placenta MAD-698-R-SB12 is the source of this 1968-nucleotide messenger RNA. RefSeq lists its product as hypothetical. The coding region runs from base 171 to 1826 and encodes 551 amino acids. Lineage: Eukaryota; Fungi; Basidiomycota; Agaricomycetes; Polyporales; Adustoporiaceae. The transcript has 5 exons. The record is from RefSeq and is a predicted model, not a curated record. Gene Ontology annotation, molecular function: protein binding.
GACCCGUCGUCGAUUUCGCGUACUCACGCCCGAGUUUGUCGUCACUGCCCAUCUUUUAUCACAACGCACGUCACACUUCAACGGUGUACAAUAUCGAUAAAGUCGUGUAUCGUGACUGAGUAUACUACUUGUUCCAUUACUCCGGAAGAUACUUCUAUUCCUCCGCCGCAAUGGAUCUAUCAGACCCCUGGUUACAGAUACAGCCGCUGCUUGCACAGUUGGAAGCAGAGGCAUCCACUCUGAGUCGUUCUCUGCUGUCUGACAUAGCAGAAAAGCUAUUAACAACUCUUCUCCUCGUGCGGACUGCCUUCAACGCGACAUGUCCCGUCAAUCACCUCCCCCCUGAGAUUUUCACCGAGAUCUUUGGCUUCUGCUCUCCUCCGCUCGAUCCUUAUCCUGAUGAUUCGCCUCGAAUAACGAAUACGGUCUGGCCAUCUCUCUUCGAUUUCAAAGACGUCGGGAAAUUGGUGCCCUUGACCCACGUGUGUCGUCAUUGGCGCGAUGUCGCAUUGCAGGCACCAUCACUCUGGACAACGAUACAUGGACGAUCAAAGACCUCUACAGCCAAUACAUGCAUCUCUCGCUCACAAGCUGCGGGACUAAAAGUAGCCUACAAUGGGCGCAGCCUGGGUACUGCGACAGACCUAUGUCGAACCAUUGGUCCUCAAAUCCAGACAUUAUUCUGCGAUGUUGCUACCUUCGACUACGACUUCGUAAGACGACGUUCACAAUUCCCCGAACUCCCUGGCGACAUCAUGGAGAAUCUAGGGGUCCUAGCGACAGCCCUAGAUCCUGAAUUAGUACCUCCAUCGCCCCCGCGUCUUUGGAGAGAGGAUAUACCUUUACUAAAGGUGCUUGUGUGGAGGGGAAUCCAGUGGUUCCCUGUUGACAAGUUUGGCAACCUCACGCACCUCUUCAUUGAAAGAACCACGGUGCCUGUGGCGAGGCUGCUCGGCCUCUUGUCUGAUACUCCGAGGCUAAAAGACUUGGGCCUAUAUAAUCUCUGUGAAUCCGACUCCUCGGAAUCAAGAACACGACACUCGUCUCCGCAUGCUCCAAGACCCGCCCUUUCUCAUCUGCGCCGUCUAUCCAUCUCUAACCCCGAUGAAAGUCUGAUCUAUAACCUCUUGACUCAUCUUGUCAUUCCCGCUCAUGUAGCAAUCAGCUUCGAAGAUUGCGAUGCAUCGACCUUGCGGUGGCUACCUCCCCUGGAGGCGUUUCAGGAUCUCACCUGUAUUCGGAUCUCAUCGGACGAUUCCGUCGUUGCUGUCAACACAUCAACUGCAGUACGUUUUCACACCUCUUCCGACAUUCAGCGACCCCAGUAUCGUACAUGGUUAACAGCACUUAUGUCGUUCCUGCAUAUGGGAGCUGUCAGAGAGGUUUGGCUCGAAGGCAUGCUUUCAUUAGGAGAGAAGACCCGCUUGGAGAUUCUACUCCCUGCCAUACCAUCAUUGAGUGUCUUGCACAUCCGGUGCGAGUCUUUCCUAGCGCUGAAGGGCUACCUAUCACUAUCGGCGGACCCGCCUCGCUGCACACACUUGACCAGCCUCCGUUUGUUCAAUUCGCCUUUCUCGAUAUGGCCUGAGGAGAUAUCUGAACUCGUCGCAUCGCGGGAAGCUAUAGGCUAUCCCCUGCAGCAAAUUAUAUUCAUGGACGCAGAACCUACGAUCGUUUUGAGGUACAUCGAAUCGGCUGAUCUGAAAACGGUACGGUUAAGGGGUCCAGACGAUGCAUCAGUAAUGCCUAUGCCUGAGGUGUGCACUGUAGGCGUUUCAUCACCACAUUUCUGGCCCAAGCAAUGGUAUAAAGCAUACCUAUACUAAAUCGGCUGAAACUACAUCUAUGUCAUACUGCCCGUCUUAGCUAUCUUACCUUGCUUAUGCUAUGUCGAUCGCGGCUUGAUAGUUUCUUACCAGUUGUUUAAAUCCGGUGUAAAGAAUUCGAUGAUCUCGUUAACUCCACCGG